AUGGUUGAAGAUGCAAGACCUACUCCUGUUAUUAUUUUAACGUAUGCUAGGAGUGGCUCCUCCUUUCUAGGAGAUAUAAUACGACAAGCAGAAGAAGUAUUUUAUGUGUUUGAACCAUUACAUUUCUUAGAUCAUCACAUACAUUUAGACAGGUUGACAUUUUUUAAUGGAACUACACGAACUAGUUACCAAUAUUCAGUACUUGUCAACAACAUCAUCAGUAGCAUUUUUACCUGUCAGCUCAUCAAUCUACCUUUAGAAUUCUGGCAUGGAAAGUUUGUUGAUAUGCACGGGUACCAACUGCAGACAUUUCUAACAAAAUUCAAAUCUGAGCGAUCAGCAAGAUAUUCGAAACAAAUGGAAUUUAAAAUUGCUAUUCAGAUCUUACAACUUGAAUGCAUCAAAUCAAAAGUUGUUGUAAUAAAAACAAUCCGUGCGUCUUUAUUUCUUGUACAAGGACUAUUCUCACAAUUAGAACGUUUAAAGACAUUACAUCUCGUGCGCGAUCCACGACCGACGAUAAUUUCCCAGAAAAUUUAUAUCAACGAUUUUGAUUCUGUUUCAGAUUAUGCAGCCAAUCUGUGUUUUCGAAUUUCAAAUGACAUUUCGAUGUCAAACCUUCUCACAGUCUUAUAUCCUUCAAGUAUUGUUCGAAUACGGUAUGAAAUUUUAACAACAAAACCCGUUGAUACCUCAAAAAAUAUAUACCAGUUUUUGAACCUUACAUUCACAAAAAGAAUUAAAUAUGUAAUUUGGAAAAAGACGUCGUCUGGAAUAUCAGGAAAGGGUCCACUGAACACUGUGAAAGGAAACUCGACAGAAAUGGUCAAUGCAUGGCGUUUGUCGGCCAAUCAUUCGUUUGUGAAAAGUAUUGAUAAAAAAUGUCAAUAUCUAUACAAAAAACUUGGGUAUAUUCAAAUUUCUGACAUAGCUAUGUUGAAAAAUACGUCGGUAGCUUUAUUUUUACCAUAG
Molecule: messenger RNA, 972 nt
Organism: Mytilus trossulus (common blue mussel)
Lineage: Eukaryota; Metazoa; Mollusca; Bivalvia; Mytilida; Mytilidae
Product: carbohydrate sulfotransferase 4-like
Exons: 3
Coding region: 1-972 (323 amino acids)
Biological process (GO): sulfur compound metabolic process; N-acetylglucosamine metabolic process
Molecular function (GO): N-acetylglucosamine 6-O-sulfotransferase activity
Source: RefSeq, a predicted model, not a curated record